Messenger RNA from Phyllostomus hastatus (greater spear-nosed bat), 1770 nucleotides. RefSeq lists its product as uncharacterized. Lineage: Eukaryota; Metazoa; Chordata; Mammalia; Chiroptera; Phyllostomidae. The record is from RefSeq and is a predicted model, not a curated record. The coding region runs from base 1 to 606 and encodes 201 amino acids. The transcript is spliced from 4 exons.
AUGGGAAGCAAAGAAGGGAAGGGGCAAAAGCGACCUUUGCGAGUUCGCACCCGCACUCACCGGCUACCUGGUAGGCCAGCCACUGCCGCUAGCCGCCUGCAGAGCCCAGCCGCCUGGAGCGCCUCCGGAACCUCAGAAAAUAGUCUGGCCGAAGAAACGCUAGCUAGCCUCAGCGCCCAGGGCCAGGGAAGAGUAGGUGAGAGAGACAGGGAGCAAGGGGCGGGCCUUCCGAGUCACAUGGUCCUAGCCGCCUCACGUGACGCUGGCGCAGUGCGCGUCCACCCAGCUCCCAGGGAAAGCCGCCGUUUGGGCUUCGCCUGCUCUGUGGCGGGGAUGCCGUGGGUCCUCGGCAUCCCGAGAAGCAGAUUAGCUGUCCAAAUCCAGCCUUCAGGUCCUACGAAGAGUAGCGGUGGAUCUUGGUGGCUGCGGAGGCUGACAGAGAGAGAGAAACAUCAGUUGGUUGUCUCCCAUAUGCACCAAGACCCAGGAUGGUCUGUGCCUGAACCAGGGAUAAGAACGCACAACCCAGAUGUGGCAGCACCACCAGGAGCAACAUGUUUUAAUAGGAAGCCACCAGCUUCUGGUCCUGAGAACAUCUACCUUUGAAGAGACAUUAAACACCUAAGCAGAAUGACUUGGUCAGCUGGUGUCAGUCAGCUCUUCAUGAGCCACCCCAAUACUGGCACAAUGGAUUCACAAAUAUAGAAGAUAUGAUUGUAGGGAGGAAGGUCAUACAUGGACCCAACAGCAUUAUCUCCCACUCACCCAAGUUAACUAAUGCUAUUAGAUUAACUAGUUAUCAGAAACCAUUGCUGAGACCCAUUACUACACUCUCCCCUUUUAAAAAAUUUUUUAUUUACUUUUUUUUUUUAGAGAGGGGAAAGGAGGGAGAGAAACAUCAAUGUGUGGUUGCCUCUCACAUGCCCCCAACUGAGGACCUGGUCCACAAUCCAUGCAUGUACCCAGACUGGGAAUCGAACUGGCAAACUUUUGGUUUGCAGACCGGCGCUCAAUCCACGGAGCCACACCAGCCAGGGCUGCACUCUCCCUAGAAGACACCAAACAACCACUUGGUGAAAAGGUGACCAUAUUGGACUCCUUCCAAUCUGGAUGGGUGGUCAUUCAUUUUAACAUGAACAGUUACAUAUUUUGUGGGUUUGCCUUUCCUGCCUGCAGAGUUUUGUCUACCAUAACAAUCCAAGGGCUUAUAUUAUGUUUGAUACACCAACAUGGCAUCCUACUUACCAUUGCAUUUAACCAAGGAGCCCACAGUAUAGCAAAAGAGAUGUAGCAGUGGGCAAAUGACCAUGAAAUCCAUUGGACAUAUCACAUGGCAUAACACGCAGAAGCUAUUGUCCUUAUAAGCAAUGGAGCAGCCUGCUGAAAGCUUGGAUGAACUGCCAGCUUAGAGAUGAUAUCCUGUGAGGACAAAGCUACCCUCCAGGAUGCAGUAAUACUUUAAAUUAAUCACCAUUAUAUGGUGCUAUAUCCCCAAUAGGAGAAUACCUGGGAGCAAGAUCCAAAGUAUGGGAGCUUCCAGUAUGAAAGCAGGAGUGUCCCUAUUGAUCAUCAACCCCUCUGGGGAAUUUAUGCUUUUCAGCCUCACAACUGUAACCCAAGUUUAAAGGUCUUGAUUCCCAAAGGAGGAGCAUAUCUACCCAGAAACACAGCAAGGUCUUUUAAAAAAAAUUUUUUUUAAUUAUAUUUUAUUGAUUAUGCUAUUAAAGAUGUCCUGAUUUUUCCUUCUUACCCCCCCUCCACCCAGCCACC